Endocarpon pusillum Z07020 is the source of this 960-nucleotide messenger RNA. RefSeq lists its product as uncharacterized. Bases 1 to 960 code for a protein of 319 amino acids. Lineage: Eukaryota; Fungi; Ascomycota; Eurotiomycetes; Verrucariales; Verrucariaceae. The record is from RefSeq and is a predicted model, not a curated record. The transcript has 3 exons.
AUGGCUGUUCUCGAUACCAAAGAGGCCUUGGCUGAUUAUGGAACAAGUUACCAUGUUGAUGACAGCGUAUUAAAAGAAUUUCCUGAGGGUUCAAAAGUGUUGGAAGCCAAACGGUACAGUACUGCAGCAUGGACGACCGCAAUGCGAGUCAUCGUCGAGCUGCGAAAUGGAAAUACACAGUCCUAUUUUCUGAAGUCUGCUCCGAAUGAGAUGGGCAAGUCCAUGAUGGAGGCCGAAUUUCGUUCAAUGGAGGAACUAUACUAUUACAUGCCUACCAUGGUGCCGAGACCAAUUGCAUGGGGUCAACUCACCCAGUCCUCGCCCGAUACCUACUUUUUGUUACUUGAAUUCAUCGAACUUUGCAUGGACAUGGUAGACCCUGUCGCAUUCUGCGACCAGAUUGCAACAUUACAUAAGAUCAGCAAAUCUCCUACAGGCAAAUUCGGCUUUCACCUUGACACUUUUCAAGGUCCGAGCAGGCAGAUCACCGAAUGGGAGAGUGACUGGUGCAGAUAUUUUACGAGGCUGCUCGAUGAGCACUUUGUGGCUGAAGUUGACCAGAACGGCCCAAACGAGGACUACGAAAAGUUAUAUUCAACACUGAAGAAUAGGAUCAUCCCACUACUUCUCAAGCCGCUGCAAGAGGAAGGAAGAUCCAUCAAACCAUGUCUCAUACAUGGUGACUUAUGGGAAGAGAACACAGGCACUGACCUCAUUACCGGCAGGACUGUGAUCUUCGAUGCCUCUGUUCACUACGCUCACAAUGAGAUGGAGUUGGGCAUGUGGCGUCGAGAUGUCAUCCGCUUUGGCAAAGCUUACUUUCGUCAAUACCUUCGAAACUUUCCUCCGAGUGAGCCCGUCGAACAAUGGGACGAUCGGAAUCGUUUAUACUCUCUGAAAUACAAUCUAUGCCAAGCAUUGGCCUGGCCAGCCUCUGCUGAGAUGACACGAGAAAUGUGA